Molecule: messenger RNA, 1047 nt
Organism: Suricata suricatta (meerkat)
Lineage: Eukaryota; Metazoa; Chordata; Mammalia; Carnivora; Herpestidae
Gene: SLC6A8
Product: solute carrier family 6 member 8
Exons: 6
Coding region: 1-1047 (348 amino acids)
Biological process (GO): neurotransmitter transport; sodium ion transmembrane transport
Cellular component (GO): plasma membrane
Molecular function (GO): creatine:sodium symporter activity
Source: RefSeq, a predicted model, not a curated record
AUGCAGAGCCAGGGCACUGCGGCGCAAGAGUACCUGAUCGAGAGUCCCAAACAGACCAAGUUCAGCCACUCCGAAAUCCAAAGACAGAGCUUUCUUUCAGUGAGGCCAACACUGGGAAGCUCCCACACGCUGCUUGAGGCAACACGACUCAAGCCAGAGUCCCGGCUGCCAGCUCCCACUUCGGGCAACUCCUGUCGAUUCAUGCCGGCUGGAGGCGAGGACCUGUCGGUGAACUUCGAGCCCCGCAGCUGCACACCCAUCUCUCUGGCCUCCCCGGGACAGGUGGCAGUCAAGCUGAGUGUGCAGGGUCAGAGGCAGCUCGGCCCAGACAGGGGGCCCAGCGCAGGGCACAGGGCGGCCAAGGGCGACGGCCCCUCGGGCCUGGGGGCGCCCGGCGGCCGCCUGGCCGUGCCGCCGCGUGAGACCUGGACGCGCCAGAUGGACUUCAUCAUGUCGUGCGUGGGCUUCGCCGUAGGCCUGGGCAACGUGUGGCGCUUCCCCUACCUGUGCUACAAGAACGGCGGAGGUGUAUUCCUCAUCCCCUACGUCUUGAUCGCCCUGGUCGGAGGAAUCCCCAUUUUCUUCCUGGAGAUCUCACUGGGCCAGUUCAUGAAGGCCGGCAGCAUCAAUGUCUGGAACAUCUGCCCCCUGUUCAAAGGCCUGGGCUACGCCUCCAUGGUGAUUGUCUUCUACUGCAACACCUACUACAUCAUGGUGCUGGCCUGGGGCUUCUAUUACCUGGUGAAGUCGUUCACCACCACGCUGCCCUGGGCCACAUGUGGCCAUACCUGGAACACUCCUGACUGUGUGGAGAUCUUCCGCCAUGAAGACUGUGCCAAUGCCAGCCUGGCCAACCUCACAUGUGACCAGCUUGCUGACCGCCGGUCCCCUGUCAUCGAGUUCUGGGAGAACAAAGUUUUACGGCUCUCUGGGGGCCUGGAGGUGCCAGGAGCCCUCAACUGGGAGGUGACCCUGUGUCUCCUGGCCUGCUGGGUGCUGGUCUACUUCUGUGUCUGGAAGGGGGUCAAGUCAACAGGAAAGGUAUAG